This is a messenger RNA of Arachis duranensis, 795 nucleotides long. RefSeq lists its product as uncharacterized. Lineage: Eukaryota; Viridiplantae; Streptophyta; Magnoliopsida; Fabales; Fabaceae. The record is from RefSeq and is a predicted model, not a curated record. Bases 1 to 795 code for a protein of 264 amino acids. The transcript has 2 exons.
AUGAGUGAUGUAGACAUGGAUGGUGAUGAUAUUGUAUGGGAGUAUGAAUCUGAGGAGCUGCAUACACCCGUUUCUUCUGAGGAUGAGGGAAACAAAUAUCAGUGGCCUGAGUUCAAUGACCAAUAUACUUUCGGAGAGGGAAGAUUUGAGCUUGGAACAAGGUUUGUAACAAUUGAGAGGUUCAAAGAGGUUGUAAAGGAUAUCUUUAUUGCUGAAGGCCGGGAGUUGGUUUGGAUCAAGAAUGACAAGGAAAGAGUUAGGAUUGGGUGCAAGGACAAGGAGUGUGCUCGGAUUGCCCACUUGUCAUAUAAUCGGCAAUUACAAUGCUUCCAAGUCAAGACUUAUAGAAACGAGUACACUUGUGCAAGGGACUUUGGAAGCAACACCACUGAUCAACACUGGAUCAGUAAAAAAGUGGAGAAGAGGAUGGCAACGCACCCGUAUAUGACAACUUAUGAAACUAUUGAUUUUCUAAGAGAGGACUUUGACCUUACUGCACACCCAAAGAUGGUGUAUAGAGCUGUGAAUGAAGCAAAGGAGAAGAUGAUGGUUGUAUAUUGUUUUGAGGCCUGCAAGCGAAAAUUCAAGAGUGGCUGCAGACCAUUGAUCCACCUAGAUGGAGCAUUUCUUAAAACAUACCAUGGGGGACAACUACUUUCUGUUAUUGCACAGGAUGCUAACAACCAGUCCUACGUAGUUGCAUUCGCAGUUGCAAGAUCCGAAAACAAAGAAUCAUGGAAGUGGUUCCUAACAUUAUUACAGGAGGAUAUUGGUGAUAUUGGCAACCACGGUUGA